CUACAAGUGGCCACGAGACAGAUGUUUGGCAAGCUCACCUCCGCCAUCGGCCUCACCGCCGGCCCCCUCCCGCCAGACCACCACGCCCCCGCCCGAGCCAAAUCCCACGCCGCCCUCGCCCACCAGCUCAGCGCCGCCCACGUCCCCGUCUCCGACACCGACUGCGCUGCUUGCGACCUCCCCUGUCCUUCUUCCCCUUCGUCUUCGUCCUCUUCGGGUGAGGGUGCGGGGGUGGUGGUAGAAGCGUAUGGCGGGAAAGAGUAUGAAGAGUAUGUGGGGGAGAGGUAUGGGGAGAUUGAAGGGCUGCCGAAGGGGUUUGAUACGGACUGGGAGAGUGAUCUCUUUGGGAGUGCGAAGGGCGGGAAGGGGAGGAUAGCGGUGAUAUCUACAGGGAAGAGUGAUUGGGAGAGGGACCAUACAGAUGAAAAGGGAUCUCUGGCACAAUACCUCAGCAAAGUCAUCGACUCUGCCCCUGCUAUCAAAGCCCCCAAGGGUCCCGACCCUUCUCUCCCAUAUAUAACCCCCUCCGCCUUCCCCCCGCCUUCCAAACCCUUCUCCCACCCCAUCGCACCCCCUCCGUCUCUCUACUCCUCCUCCCUCAUCUCCCAGUCCGACGACCCGUCCGACCAAUCUGUCUUGGUCUUUCCAGAUUGGAAAGUCGUGCACGAAGUGGAACAGUCUAAAGCCGGGGCGCAAGAGCUGUUUGAUAAGGUCCUGAACGGCGAGCUGGGCCGCGCGGGGAAGGGCGGGACGGAUGAUGGUGGGGUGGGCAGGAAGCGAAGCUACGUGCUGCCAUACCGCGCUGUCGUCCUCCUCUGCUCGCACAAGAAGAGAGACAAGCGCUGCCACAUAGCAGCCCCCCUCUUGCGCUCUGCCCUGCACACAUGUCUCCAGACGCACGAUAUAGCAGUGGACGAUACGGGGUCGUCCUUGAUCAACCUGGAGGGCCCGCCUUUGGAAGAGGUGGAAGGAGGGGAGGAGGAGAGGGAGCUGGAAGUGGGCAGAAGGAUCGGGGAGAUUGAGGCUGUACAUGGAGGGGAGGGAGGGGAGGUUGGGAUAUUCAAUAUCAAUCAUUUGGGAGGACAUCGUUAUGCCGGGGUCAUGCUCAUCGUCUUCCCCUCAGGUGCAUACAUUUCCUACGGCCGCGUAACACCCCAAGAGAUCCCCCGGGUCGUGGAAGAUACAAUCCUCCAAGGCAAGAUCGUGCCCGGUCUACUACGAAACGCUGUCGGUGUUGAGCGUGACGGCAAAGGUGCGGGCGGGUUCUUGAGCUGGUAAAUGGUACAAGGGUAGAAAUAGAUAUAGCAUGUAUUUGUACAACUAC
Molecule: messenger RNA, 1324 nt
Organism: Cryptococcus amylolentus CBS 6039
Lineage: Eukaryota; Fungi; Basidiomycota; Tremellomycetes; Tremellales; Cryptococcaceae
Exons: 3
Coding region: 22-1278 (418 amino acids)
Source: RefSeq, a predicted model, not a curated record